AUGAAAUCGAAAUCAAGGGAGUAUAGGAAUGUGUUCGUUAGAAUAAAUACUUGCCCAUUUCGGGUGCUGGGCAGAGCUAGGGAUCUCUACGCCAGAAGCUUGACGGAGUGCACCACCAGGGCCAGCCACAACACCCGCCGCCGCGUCCCUUACCACCCCAGCCAGUACAAUUCCCAACCCUCCAGCCUCAGCGUCGCCUCCUCCAUGUGA
Messenger RNA from Linum trigynum, 210 nucleotides. Lineage: Eukaryota; Viridiplantae; Streptophyta; Magnoliopsida; Malpighiales; Linaceae. The record is from the annotation of a GenBank genome assembly.